ACGGACAACCGCACGGAACUCGUCCGCCUGUAGAUCCAGUUAAGAUCAGCGCUGCCCCAGCAGAUCAUGUCACUUCGUUCGCGUACUGCCACGCAUUAGGUUGUUCUCUCGUACCCGGUUCUCAAUUUUGUAAUUGCCAGUGAAAGAUCUGGCGAAAAUUAAGAACAAAAAUUGUGGACAAUUACACAACUACAGUCCCCAGUCCCCAUUCCCCACGUGUGCAUGAGUGUGUGCGUUCAGUAUCCAAAAGCGGAAGUGGCCCACGUGCCAAGCAAGAUCGAAAUCGAGAUCGAGACUCAGUGAAGACGCAGUCGAGGGCUUCAGACAGUUAAUUAAGAUGGUGCAGGGCGAGAAUCCGCACAGUGUGGAGCCGGAGGAGGAGGAGGAGGAGCAUGAAUUGGAGAGCAACUCAACAGAUUCACCACGUGAGCGGGCGAACGAUGAGGCUGAUGUGGAGGCCAGGCUACUGGACAACGGCACCAAGCACGCAAAAUCCAAAGUGCCUGUUGGCGAGGACGAAGAGGACAAGACGACGCCCAAACCGGCCAAAUCUAAGAAAAAGAAAAAACAGAAAUCAGAGCACGACCGCCUCAUGACCGAGGAGAUCAACCGACUGCUGAACGAGUCGCCGCUGGAGAAGAGUGUGACGUGCGGCUUCUGGAUAUUCAAGGGCCAGUUCUAUCAGCGAUUUGCCAACCAGACGGCGUAUGUGCUCCUCUACGGCAUCGUGGGCUGCGUCUUCUCGAUGACGUAUGCCUACUUCAAUGGCACCAUCACAACGAUCGAGAAGCGCUUCAAGAUCCCCUCGAAGAACACCGGCAUCAUUUCGGUGGGCAAUGACAUCAGCCAGACCCUGGUCUCCGCCGUCCUCGCCUACUAUGCGGGCAAGGGACAUCGGCCCCGCUGGAUAGGAUUCGGUCUCCUGACUAUUGUCUUGUUCUGCGUGCUGACCACCACACCACACUUCCUGUACGGCCCCGGCGAGGACGCCCUGGCCCUUACCUCGGAGUUCGGGGGCAUGCCCGAUGAGAACGCCACCAUGGAGGCCAUCGAGGAGCAGCGCUCGAAGACACUUUGCCGCCUGAAUGGGGGCGGACCAGAGUGCGAGAUUGGCGAGGGCAACUUUGCGCCCCAACUGCUCCUGUUUGUGGCGCAGUUCAUAUCGGGCAUCGGUGGAUCCCUGUACUAUACCCUCGGUGUGUCUUACAUGGACGACAACACGAAGAAGUCCAAGACUCCGGCACUGUUGAGUCUCUCGUAUUUCCUGCGCAUGCUGGGUCCCGCCAUCGGAUAUGCCCUGGCCUCCUUUUGCCUGAGGCUGUACAUCGCCCCACAGUUGCAUCCGGUGAUCAAUAACAAGGAUCCUCGCUGGCUGGGAGCCUGGUGGCUGGGCUGGCUGGUAAUGGGCGGUUUGCUGUCCUUCUCCGGGGUCUUUCUUUCGAUGUUCCCGAAGGAGCUGCCGCGAGCGUUGGCCCGUCGCAAGGUGGAGGAGAGUCGGAGGCGCGAGAAGGAGCGGCUAUCGCUGAAGAAUAAGGAGAGCACGGAGAAGGAGCCGCUGACUGCCGAACUGGACCAGAUGUCCCCCGUCGAGCCAAAAGCCUCGUUCCAGGAUAUGCUGAAGACCUUCAGGCGCCUGACCACCAACAAGACGUACAUGUGCAACACGCUGUCGAGCAUUUUCUACCUGGUGGGCUACACUCCCUACUGGAUCUUCACACCCAAGUACAUCGAGGUGCAGUACAGGCAAUCGGCAGCCACAUCCUCCAUGGUCACUGGCACCGUGGCCCUCGCAUUCUCUGCCGUUGGGGUGCUGCUAUCUGGGUUCAUCAUAUCCCGCUAUAAGCCGAGGGCCCGCUACAUGGCUGCCUGGAACGUGAUCUGUGGCUUCCUCACGAUGGCGGGCAUCCUGGCCUACGCCUUCAUCGGAUGCCCCGGCAACGAGAGCUCGGUGAUUGUCAACAUCCACGACAGUUCGCUGGGCAGCAACACGACCACAUGCAACUCGGCCUGCUCCUGCGACUACGUUCGGUACUCGCCCGUGUGCGGGGAGAACAACAUGACGUACAUCUCCGCCUGCCACGCGGGCUGCAAGGGUCAACAAAUCAACUCGGAUGGCAGAAAGAUCUUUUACGAUUGCUCCUGCAUUCCUGGCGAUGAAUGGGGCAACUCCACAGCUCAGUUCAAAAGGAUUACCAGCCUUGACCUCAGUCUUGAGAAUGCCACACUGGACACCACGAGUCUCUCGCACUUGGAGAGUCUGGCAAGCGGACAGGCAAUGCCCGGAUCCUGUCCCGUCAACUGCUGGACGCAGUUCGUGUCGUUCCUGGCGGUGAUGUGCUGCCUGAAGUUCAUUGGAGCCAGCGGUAGAGCAUCCAAUUUCCUCGUGUCCGUGCGCUGUGUGCCCGAGAAGGAUAAGACGGCUGCCAUGGGCUUUGGCAUGACCAUGUGCUCCAUGCUGGCCUUCAUUCCCAGUCCCAUCUUCUUUGGCUGGGUCUUCGAUCGGGUGUGCCUGGUCUGGGGCAAAACCUGCACGAACAAAGGCAACUGCUGGCUCUACGAUCCGCUGUCCAUGAGGUAUACACUGAACUUUACCGCUGCUGUAUUCAUUGCCAUUGGUUCUGUGUUCGAUCUGGGUGUUUGGUAUUAUGCCAAGGAUCUGAAAAUCUUCGACGAGGAGGUCAAGGAGGUCGAAAUGCAGAUUGUCCAGCACGAGGAGGAGGCCAACAAUGAGAAGAAUACAGAGAUCUAGAUUUUAGUUUGCAUUACUCUUAAGAAAAAGCUGUGUGAGUGAAUAUUUUUGGUGUCUAUAUCAAUGUGUGAUUUCUCCAAAGAGCCCUGUAUAAUAAUGUUAAUAAAGUGUAUUCUAACUGUGA
Messenger RNA from Drosophila subobscura, 2873 nucleotides. RefSeq names its product solute carrier organic anion transporter family member 74D (gene Oatp58Dc). Gene Ontology annotation, biological process: sodium-independent organic anion transport; transmembrane transport. The transcript is spliced from 7 exons. Gene Ontology annotation, molecular function: protein binding. Gene Ontology annotation, cellular component: membrane. NCBI's taxonomy places the organism in Eukaryota, Metazoa, Arthropoda, Insecta, Diptera, Drosophilidae. The record is from RefSeq and is a predicted model, not a curated record. Bases 338 to 2749 code for a protein of 803 amino acids.